Messenger RNA from Arachis duranensis, 2783 nucleotides. Its product is annotated as U-box domain-containing protein 32. Gene Ontology annotation, molecular function: ubiquitin-protein transferase activity; protein kinase activity; ATP binding. NCBI's taxonomy places the organism in Eukaryota, Viridiplantae, Streptophyta, Magnoliopsida, Fabales, Fabaceae. The record is from RefSeq and is a predicted model, not a curated record. Gene Ontology annotation, biological process: protein phosphorylation; protein ubiquitination. The transcript has 10 exons. The coding region runs from base 283 to 2649 and encodes 788 amino acids.
GGUGUGACCUUUUUGUGGCUUUGGUGCUUAGUGUUUAAGCUUAAGCUUAAUCUAGGAGGAAUCCAGAGGCCGAGAGAGAAAAGAGUCCUCCGUGGUUCACCAACACACUAUCCAGAGGACCCCACCCACCAUCUAUUCAUUCAUAAAGAGAGAAAUUAAUAAUUUAAUAAUCACUAUUAACGGUGAUUCCAUUUCCAUAAUAGAGAAGAGUAGAGCAGAGUGUGAUUAAAUCAAAACAGUGGUGUUCAAGUGCAGUUGCAUUGUUGUGGAUCCAUCGUAUUCAUGGGUAGCAUCCAAGUAGCUGAAGCUGAAGAACAAGACACACACACAGUCUUUGUUGCGGUGGGAAACAACAUUCACAAGACCCAACAACUAUUGCAUUGGGCUUCGCACAAUUUCCCUUCCAAAUCAAUUUGCCUCCUUCACGUUCACCAUCCUCACCCUAUCGAUUCCUCCCCAGAUAGAAACCCUUAUAGGGAUGAAACACGAUCUCAUUCAUUCUUGGACAAUGAAAGUAAAAAAAUCCAUGAACUCUUGGACCAAUAUGUUGCCACUCUUGUCCAAACAGGGGUAAGGGCACAUAAAUUGUUGAUUGAGAUGGACAAUAUUGAGAAAGGGAUUAUGGAAGCAAUUGCUCAACACAAUAUUAGAUUGCUUGUAAUUGGAGCUGCAGCAGACAGAUAUAACUUGGGGAAAUUGGCUGAGCAAGAGUCAACAAAGAUUAUUCCUGUACAUAAACAAGCAGUUCCAUCAUGUAAUAUUUGGUUCAUUUGCAAUGGCAACAUCAAAUGUACCAGGGUAGAUAGUAAACGUACACCUGAAAUAGAGACUGCCCCUCCACUGUUGGUGCACAAUUCAAAUGCAGAAGCCGAACAAUCACAGAAGUUUGAAUAUGAAUCGAUUCCUAAUGGAUUGGAACAUUUAGAUUCUGAUGAUGUGGAAGAAAUUGAAACUGUCAGUUCCCACAGUUCAUUACGUUCAAAAUGGUCCUCCAUUAGUGUUGCUGACAGUUCAAAGUUGUCAGGAUUGCUGUUUUGUGAGGAGGAGGUAGAUGGUGAAAUUGAAGACAAAAGUGAAAUAAAUGGUAGACUAGAAGAGUCCACUAGAGAUUCCAAAAGCAUGAGGCGAAAAGAAUUUGAAGAGGCUUUAAAGCAGUGGAAAGUCAAAGAAAGUUCUUUGGAGGAUGAAGCAUUAGAAAUGGAAAGCCUGUGUGCUAAGGAGAAAAACAAAAGAAGAGAAGUUGAAGAACAAUUGGCCAGAGAGAAGGAAGAAUUACAAAAAACAAGGAAUCAGCAAGAUGAAAUAAUGUAUGAGUUGCAAACUGUCCAAGAACAAAAUUCAGCACUUGCUAACCAACUUUGUGAGACACAGGAAGCAGCAAAAGAGUUGGAGGAGAAGAUUUUAUCAGCUGUGGACCUCUUGAUAAGUUUCAAGGAAAAACGAGAUAGACUGCAGAUAGAGUGCGCAAAUGCAGUAAGGCAAGUCCGAGUGCUGAGGGAAUUUGGAAAGUCACAUACUUCAUUUUCUUAUGCGGUAGAAUUCCCUGUAUUUUCUUUCAUGGAGAUCAAUCAGGCAACUAAUGAUUUUGAUCCAUCUUGGAAGAUUGGAGAAGGAAGAUAUGGAAGUGUUUACAAAGGAGUGCUUCACAAUAUGCAUGUUGCUAUAAAAAUGUUACCUUCUUAUGGCUGUCACAGCCAAUUGGAGUUUGAACGUCAGGUAGCAGUUUUGAGUCGGGUGAGACAUCGAAACCUGUUGACACUGAUUGGAACCUGUGCCGAGUCUAGGUCACUUGUGUAUGAAUAUCUAAAUAAUGGCAGCCUUGAAGGUCACCUUGCCCGCAAAGAGAAGUCUCCACUUCCAUGGCAAAUUCGAAUAUCCGUUGCUGCUGACAUAUGUUCUGCUCUAAUUUUUCUUCACUCUAGCGAGCCUAGUAUUAUACACGGGAAUUUGAAAGCUAGCAAGGUUCUCCUUGAUGCUAACUUUGUUGCCAAACUUGCUGACAUUGGCAUUCAUGGUUUAGUUGAGAAGAAUGUGGAUUCAGCUGACACAACAACAACACACAACAAACCAAAUGAAAGUUUGGCAUAUGUUGAUCCAGAGUAUCUUGCCACUGGCAAAUUCACUCCAGAAUCGGAUGUGUAUUCAUUCGGAAUCCUGUUGUUGCAACUUCUAACCGGAAGACCACUUUUGGGGCUAGUCAGAGAUGUCAAAUGUGCAUUGGAAAAGGAUAACCUUGAAGCAGUAUUGGACUUCUCAGCUGGUGAGUGGCCACUUGAUCAAACUAUACAUCUGGCCUAUUUAGCAUUGAGAUGUUGUGACAAGACUUGGCUGAACCGGCCGGACCUCACAUCAGAUAUUUGGGAUGUUCUUGAACCAUUCAGAACUACAUGCAUGAACAUGCCGCCAUAUUUGACAUCCAAGAAACAUCGCCGCACUCCAUCCCACUUUGUAUGCCCCAUUGUGCAGGAGGUAAUGGAAGAUCCGUACAUAGCUGCAGAUGGCUUUACGUAUGAAGCCGAGGCAAUAAGAGAAUGGUUGGAUAGUGGUCACGACACUUCCCCCAUGACAAACCUCAAGCUUGAGCACACAAAUUUAGUGCCUAAUUAUGCAUUACAUAAUGCAAUUCAAGAGUGGCAGCAACUACAGUGAAAAUGUUCCAUAAUCCAUAGUCAAAUUACACAUACAUGCACAUAUGGGGACGAAAUGGAGGGGAAUGGAAAGUUUUAAUUAUACCUUCCUCUUUUCUGUUUUUUUUUUUUCUUUGUUAAAUUAUAUUGUAAUUU